This is a messenger RNA of Paramormyrops kingsleyae, 2444 nucleotides long. It is a transcript of the gene aldh5a1, whose product is annotated as aldehyde dehydrogenase 5 family, member A1 (succinate-semialdehyde dehydrogenase). Gene Ontology annotation, molecular function: succinate-semialdehyde dehydrogenase (NAD+) activity. Gene Ontology annotation, biological process: GABA catabolic process. The record is from RefSeq and is a predicted model, not a curated record. Gene Ontology annotation, cellular component: mitochondrion. NCBI's taxonomy places the organism in Eukaryota, Metazoa, Chordata, Actinopteri, Osteoglossiformes, Mormyridae.
UCAUUCGUCUGCCUUAUGUGUAGCUUCUGAAUUAAUAAAGUGACCUUAGUUAUUGCUUUGUUACCGUAACGCUGCAGUCGCGCCGAUGCUUGUAACACCAGCAAAGCAUCACGUGUGUCAGAAACGCCCGCCUUUGAAAGUGCGCUUUAUAGCGGCCUUCGGCGUUAAUUUGUCAUCCCGUUUAUUUUAUCAGCAUUAGCGCGGUAUUCAGCUUGUCAUGGGUCCUCUCUCUCUCAUAGGGGGUCGAUCUUUUCUCCGCCAGAUGCUGCCAGGCCUGCCGAUGCUUAGUCGGGAUUACUCCCUUAGCAUUUCCGCGGAUUUGCUGCGGACGCGGGCGUUUAUCGAUGGCCGCUGGGUGUCCGCCGCUUCCUCCUUCCCAGUUGUGGACCCGGCGACGGGCAGGGAGAUCGCCAGCGUGUCCAACUGCGGACCCCGGGAGGCCGAAGCCGCUGUCCGUGCAGCAUACGCGGCUUUCCAGGAGUGGAAGCGGCGCUCAGCGAAGGAGCGAAGCCUUCUCCUGAGGAAGUGGUACGAACUGCUGACACAGCACAAGGAGGACCUUGCUAAACUGAUCACUGCUGAAUGUGGUAAACCCAUGAAGGAGUCCCUGGGAGAGGUCGCCUACUCGGCCUCCUUCCUGGAGUGGUUCUCGGAGGAGGCCCGUCGUGUAUACGGAGACAUCGUCCCUUCGCCUGCCAAGGACCGGAAGAUACUGUUGCUGAAGCAGCCAGUGGGCGUGGCCUCCAUCAUCACCCCGUGGAACUUCCCCAGCGCCAUGAUCACCAGGAAAGUGGGCGCGGCUCUGGCUGCCGGCUGCACCGUCGUGGUGAAGCCGGCCGAGGACACGCCCCUCUCUGCUCUCGCUCUCGCUGAGCUGGCUGCACAGGCUGGGGUCCCGGCCGGAGUGUUCAACGUGGUGCCCUGUUCUAGGGACCGAACCCCAGCUGUUGGAGAGAUCCUCUGUACAGACCCCUUGGUGGCCAAAGUCUCCUUCACUGGCUCCACUGCCACUGGAAAGAUCCUUCUGAAGCAUGCUGCUGACACCAUAAAGAAGGUCUCCAUGGAGCUGGGUGGCCACGCCCCUUUCAUUGUCUUUGACAGCGCUGACUUGGACAAGGCUGUGGCUGGUGCAAUGGCCUCCAAGUUCAGGAACUCUGGCCAGACGUGCGUCUGCUCAAACCGCUUCCUAGUGCAGAGCGGGAUCCACGACCGCUUCCUGGAGCGGCUGGGCAAGGCCAUGGACUCGGAGCUGCGGGUGGGUCAUGGAUCUGAGCCCAGCACCACGCAGGGGCCCCUCAUCGACGUCCGCGCCGUGGAGAAGGUGGAGCACCAGAUCGCUGAUGCAGUGGCUCAAGGUGCGACUGUUCUCCGAGGGGGUCAGAGGCUUGAGGGCUCCUUCAUGCAGCCCACGCUCCUCGCCAACGUCACCACUGACAUGCUCUGCACCCGGGAGGAGACCUUUGGGCCCCUGGUUCCCGUCCUCAAGUUUGACAAAGAGGAGGAAGCUCUGGCCAUCGCAAACGCCUCCCAAGUGGGUUUGGCAGGGUACUUCUUCUCCAGGGACAUCGAUCAGAUCUGGCGCGUGGCCGAGCAGCUGGAGGUCGGCAUGGUGGGGGUGAACGAGGGCCUGCUCUCCACGCCCGAGGCCGCCUUCGGGGGGGUCAAGCAGUCUGGUCUGGGCCGGGAGGGCUCCAAGUAUGGCAUGGAGGACUACCUGGAUGUGAAGUACAUGUGCUUCGGAGGCCUGACUCCGUGAACAGCUGUGUGAAGAUGGGACACUGGGGGUGGAGGUCGGCGUGCAGGUUUAACUGGUGAUGUAGCUAUACUGGAGUUUCAGUGUUGAAGCGGCUUGUUUAUGAUGUGGAGAUGAACUGAAUGUGAAAGGAAUCUUGUAAAUAUUUAUAGAUCUUAAUCUUACAACCGGUUGGUGCAGAAUUUCAACAGAAAAAUGAAGGGCAUCCCAUGUAGUAAAGUCAUUUCUAAGUAAUCACUGCUCUUAAUAGUAGAGAUUAGACUCAGACAUCCAUUCGAAGCUGAAACUGAUUGCACUUAGUUUUAAAUUUUUUUUGGCCAUUUCAGUUUAAUUAACUGGAUGUUAUUGACCAGCCAUGGAUAUUCACAUGGUGAAUGCCACUGAAUUAUGGCUCCUUUAUUAAUUGUCUCCUUUAGGGUCAGAUUAUUAUUGAUAACUGGUACAUAGAGAUUAGAUUAUAUUUUCAUAAAUGUUUUUAGAUAUGUGGUGAUGUCUUUUUCUUGUCAGUUCGGUGUCUUUUUAAAAGUCCUAACAAGAGUGUGACUGUGACAUUUUCAAUGCAGCUGACCUGAUUCAUUUAGCCGAAAUGAAAUCCGUCCAUUGCGACCUUGACCUGAACCCUGUCUUGUUCUCUGUAAGCACACAAAUGUCUUGCCAAAUACUGUGAUGUGUCACUAAAUGGUGACUUUGA